CGAAAGAUGCAGACUAGUGGAUGAGAUGAACUUAUCCAGGGUUCGGGCGAUUUUACCGUUUUCGCAAAAGAAGGGACAGGUGUCUCGCGGAUCUCAUUCCGCAAAGGAGGUGUACCUGAUUCCCGCUCGGCGGAUCGUUGCCUGAGCUAGUCAGCUCAAUAUAGCUGUGUUCGGCGAUUUUCUCCUCAUUCAUCACGGGCCAUACAUCACUCUAAUGUGGGGACCUUUACCACUUACACGAAGCUCAGAGUAUAAAAUCCAGUCGAGGACGACGACAUGUAAGGAAAAGUUAUAGAUUUCUGCUUAAAGCGUCUGACCUAGUAUUUUUGUUUUUAAAUACUUUCUAUAGUCUAAGACAUACCCCUUUUUUGCUAUCGAUUCUUAUAAACCCCCCACCACAACACAAUGGCACCAGGCAUAUUGGUCGACGAUACCAUUAGCCGAAAUGGUCUCGAGCUCGAGGAGACAUCAGAUCACAUUGACGCAGUUAAUGUGCUAAAGGACCAGAACCAGGCCAAGUUCGACGAUAAGUCCAAAUUUGACUCAACCAAAGACAAGACGCAGUUUAGGCAGUUUGAAGAGGCCUGCGAACGCGUGCAGAACUUCUAUCGGGAGCAGCAUAAAAAGCAGACGGUGGCGUACAAUCUGAAAGCACGCAUCGCCUUCAAGACGCGGCGACGCGAGGAGAUGACGGUGUGGCAAGCACUCGAAAAGCUCAACACGUUGAUCGACGAGUCGGACCCGGACACAAGUCUAUCGCAGAUCCAACAUCUGCUACAGUCGGCCGAAGCCAUCCGGAGGGACGGCAAGCCACGAUGGAUGCAGGUCACAGGUCUAAUCCACGACCUUGGCAAACUACUCUACUUCUUCGGCUCCGAAGGCCAAUGGGACGUCGUUGGCGACACGUUCCCCGUCGGUUGCGCCUUCGACAACCGUAUCAUAUACCCCGACACAUUCGCUGCAAACCCAGACUCUCGGGAUCCCAUCUAUAGCACCAAGUUCGGCAUCUACUCGCCCGGCUGCGGACUAGAUAACGUGAUGCUGUCGUGGGGCCACGACGAGUAUUUAUACCACGUAGCCAAGGAACAGUCGACGCUGCCGCCUGAGGCGCUAGCUAUGAUUCGGUAUCAUUCAUUUUACCCUUGGCAUAAGGAUGGUGCAUAUCGCGAGCUGAUGGACAAGCACGACGAGGAUAUGCUGCGUGCCGUGCAGGCGUUUAAUCCGUAUGACUUAUACAGCAAGAGCGACAAAGUUCCUGAUGUAGAGGAGCUGAAGCCGUAUUACUCGGAGCUUAUCGACGAGUUCUUCCCGCAGAAGGUUGUCAAGUGGUGAGCACAUGUAUGGGCAUGUUGUUCGACUUGAAGCAUAAGCGAAAUCGCCAGAGAGCGCUGAUGGAAAUUGUUAGAUAUAGCUACUACAAUAGCAUAAACGCUUUACGGAAUUUCUAGUCUUUAGUAACCUAGUUAGUAUAGUGGUAUAAUUCGACAAGAAUCGAAGACUCGCUUAUGCUU
Messenger RNA from Daldinia decipiens, 1511 nucleotides. RefSeq names its product DUF706-domain-containing protein. The record is from RefSeq and is a predicted model, not a curated record. NCBI's taxonomy places the organism in Eukaryota, Fungi, Ascomycota, Sordariomycetes, Xylariales, Hypoxylaceae. The transcript has 2 exons. Gene Ontology annotation, molecular function: iron ion binding; inositol oxygenase activity. The coding region runs from base 406 to 1332 and encodes 308 amino acids. Gene Ontology annotation, cellular component: cytoplasm. Gene Ontology annotation, biological process: inositol catabolic process.